AUGUUAGGAGGCAAGUACUUUUUCUCAAAGUAUACCAAGAUAAAUUAAUACUUGUCCCCUAAUAUUGAAUCAUUUUACAUUGAUGUUAAAGAUAAAAAUCUUGAUUCCCCAGAAUCGUGCAUGGUCUUCCAAGAAGUUGAAAUUCCCUAUACUUACAGUAAUCCAAAUGAAGAUUAUUCAAAUCAAGUUACCCAAAAUAUUUGGACUGGUGAAUUCAGAUUCGCUUCAUAUUUUAGGUACUAUUUAGAGAGUAAGCAAUAUCCUACAGAAGUUUAAUUCUAGUCUGCUAAAUACAUUGGAUGUAUUGGCUUAAUACCACAAUUUGAUAAACCUCUUGAGAAUAUAAUAAUUACUCUCCAAACUGAUCCAGUUGAAUACACAUUUAAUUGGCCAAAGGAUUGCAAUCAAAAUUAGCUUACAUUUACUUGGAAUAUUGAUAGAAUGGUUGACAUUCCUAGCUUUAUAGUCGUUUCUAAUACAUCAUCAACAGUCACAAUAAAUUUAUCUCCAACUGUAAAGAAUAUAGGAACAUAUUCACUUAGGUUCAGAUUUUCUAUUAUUGGAACGCCUAAUAUUUAUGUUGAUGGAGUUAUUAUUGUUGAAAUAUAUCCUUAGAUAGAAUACGGGAAAGAAUUAUCAACUGAGAAAUGUGCUUCAAAAGUUACUCCUGCUUUAUUCUAGAAAUCCUCAUCUUAUUUUAAAUACGCAGAUAUGGACUAAACAGAAGUUAGCUAAUUUGAUACCGUUGGGGCCAUUUGUAAAUUUGGUUAUAAAGAUUUGAUUUAUAGCAUUCAUUAGAAUUACUUUUCAGCAACUUAAUCUGAUACUUUAAUAUUUUUCUAACAUGAAAAUAACGGCAGAUUUUUUAACUAGUCUAGCUUAAGAAUCUACUAAAAGUUUCUGUAAGCUGAUUACCUGUGGAUUGAUCCAGAUAAUGGUGAUUAGUAUAUAUCUGGAAGAACGAAUUAUUCACCAAAUCACUAUCCGUAAUUGGCAGCUUUCAUUCUUAGAAUUAAGCAUGAUUAUUCUUAUGUAUUCUUCAAAUCUUAUCAAGCCUACCAAGAACUUGAAGCUAGAAUGUUUUAAGUAGAUACAACUAAUAACUUUAUCUACUGGUGUUUAGGGUUCACUUUGAAUAAUAAAUGGUUUUGGGCAAUUUCAAAGCAUUAACAAGAUGAUGGCUCAUACUUAUGGGGAUGA
Molecule: messenger RNA, 1200 nt
Organism: Stylonychia lemnae
Lineage: Eukaryota; Ciliophora; Spirotrichea; Sporadotrichida; Oxytrichidae
Source: the annotation of a GenBank genome assembly